GCAAUCUCUGUCACUCCCCUCACCUUAUCCACCAUCCAUUCAGAACACGGCAUAUGCUCUUCCAUGGAUCCUCUCCUUUUCUCCUCCACCCAGAAAAUCAACACGCAUUCCAUUUUUGUCUACACCCUUUAAGACACAAUCACUGGCACAAGAAAAGAAGCCAUAUAAAACACACAACUUGAGCAAUGGCUUGUGCAGCCGCGAGAGCCACUCUGUCCUUCCACCUUCCACAACUUUCCCCUCCAAAAUCCAGAACCCAUUUCUCGAAGCUAUCAUUCCUCUCCAUUCAUAAACCUCAAAAGACUCAUCUUUUCUCUCUACACUCCAUUGAUGUCUCCAGAGAGGACAAGACGCCAACUUUAUCAGAUUCAACCCAAACCAAUCCACCAACAGAGUCUCCUCCCGGAGAAGAAGAAGAAGAGCCACAGUUCGAUAAGAGAAGGUUGGAAGAGAAGUUUGCAGUUUUAAACACUGGGAUUUAUGAGUGUAGGUCUUGUGGCUACAAAUAUGAUGAGGCAGUUGGUGACCCAUCAUAUCCAAUACCGCCAGGGUUUCAGUUUGACAAGCUACCUGAUGAUUGGAGGUGUCCAACUUGUGGGGCUGCAAAGAGUUUCUUUGAGAGUAAAAGUGUGGAGAUUGCUGGGUUUGCACAGAACCAGCAGUAUGGAUUAGGAGGCAAUGCACUUACUUCUGGUCAAAAGGCUGUUCUAAUAUUUGGGACCUUGUUCUUCUUCUUUGUUUUGUUCUUGUCAGGGUAUUUUCUGCAAUAGUAAAUGGUGAGGGUUUUUUUUACAUGUUAUGCUGUAUUAUAUGUAUUUGAAGUUCAUUUGGAACAAAAUGUUUGCAAACAGAGUAAUAAUUCAGAAAUGGACUUGAGAGCUACACGAACAUCAGAAUUUAAAUGGACUUCUAAGUGUUCUGAGUCGAA
Populus euphratica (Euphrates poplar) is the source of this 928-nucleotide messenger RNA. RefSeq lists its product as uncharacterized. Bases 186 to 770 code for a protein of 194 amino acids. Gene Ontology annotation, cellular component: chloroplast. The record is from RefSeq and is a predicted model, not a curated record. Gene Ontology annotation, molecular function: iron ion binding; electron transfer activity. Gene Ontology annotation, biological process: alkane catabolic process. NCBI's taxonomy places the organism in Eukaryota, Viridiplantae, Streptophyta, Magnoliopsida, Malpighiales, Salicaceae. The transcript has a single exon.